AUGGCUCUUUGGGAGGCAAGCGACCGACUGACAAACGCCUCCUUCGUUUGGGCACCACCCUGCAUUUACGAGUGGAAGGAGGUACUUCCUCACGUCCUUGAGAGACCCCAAAGCAAAGUUAUCUUCAGCCUUACCUUGACGGAGGUCGCAGAACAUGGCUUGUUGCCUGCCCAAUUGGGCAAACCAACCUUCUUUGCGCGCAAACCUGCCCUAGUUACUAUUUCUGCAACCCCCCUUCAACCCCACCUCCAGCUCCAGCCACACUCGCAGCCAAAAACAAGUGGUUGGGUCGGUCUGGGCGACUGUUCAUAUCACCACGCCUUGGAACAGCAAAUAAUGUUCAAGUGCCAGUUCACCCAAGCGACAACACAACGGGCUGGACAUCAAAAGUUUGCUAGUGCCGAACAACUUCAACGCAAUUCCAAUCGGCAUGGACAUGGAGUUGGUCAGGGCUGUUUUGUCGGAGAAUCCGUAGCAUUGGCAUCUCGUCGUGAGGACGAAUGUGGUCAGUCAAGUCAGUCCAUCUUGCGGACCCGGUCCGCUUGCGUCUGCCAAGCAAAGUUUUGUAAACUUUCUUCCACGACCCCUCCAUCUCCUUGCCUGCAUGUGCAGCAAAUAGCCGGCCUCCCAUCAAUUGACCGACCCAUGUCUUGCGAUUGUAACCAAAUGGACAGUGUUAUGGCGUCGUCUGCCGGCAAAUGGAUGCCUUCAUUGGCCGGCUCCAAAACGCCAUGCUCCAUUUUUAAGGCUUUAGGUGGCCAAGUGCCUUGUUUCACUUCAACCCGUACACUGCCCAUUCGUCUGUUUACCAACACCCGUGUUGUUCUGGAAAUGGCAUUUAGUGUAUCGCGUCACCACCAUUUUUCAACCACAAAUGCACUAAUCUUCUCUUCCACUCUCACCGGCUCGUUUUCCCAUCGUGGAUAG
Protopolystoma xenopodis is the source of this 927-nucleotide messenger RNA. Lineage: Eukaryota; Metazoa; Platyhelminthes; Monogenea; Polystomatidea; Polystomatidae. The record is from the annotation of a GenBank genome assembly.